ACCGUCAAUGCUUAUCGUAUCCGGUGGGGCUUUAGGGUUUUGCUGUGUUAAAGACAGGUACUCGCUCUAUUUGUCUAUUCUUAAUCGAGAAAAAACCAUGACUGCCGAGACCCAGGAAGAGCUUGCUGCUCAGCUCGAAGCUCAGAAGAUCCUCGAGUCUGAUAAGCCUGUGGCCGAGGAUGUGGUUGAGGAUGACGAUGAUGACGAUGAUGAGGAAGAUGAUGAUGAUGACAAGGAUGAAGAUGAAGCUGAAGGGCAACAAGAUGGAGAUGCAAGUGGCAGGUCAAAGCAAAGCAGAAGUGAAAAGAAGAGCAGAAAAGCAAUGUUGAAGCUUGGAAUGAAACCUAUCCCUGGUGUUAGUCGUGUCACUGUCAAAAAAAGCAAGAAUAUCUUGUUUGUUAUCUCAAAACCGGAUGUUUUCAAAAGCCCAACUUCAGACACUUAUGUUAUCUUUGGGGAGGCUAAGAUUGAAGACUUGAGCUCACAACUACAAACUCAGGCUGCAGAGCAGUUCAAGGCUCCUGAUCUUAGCCAUGUGAUUUCCAAGCCUGAGACUUCAACCAUGGCUCAAGAUGACGAAGAGGUGGAUGAAACUGGAGUUGAGCCAAAGGAUAUUGAAUUGGUGAUGACACAAGCAGGAGUCUCUAGGUCAAAGGCGGUCAAGGCUUUGAAGGCUGCUGAUGGAGACAUUGUUUCUGCCAUAAUGGAGCUUACCAAUUGAUAGGAGCCUUGCGGAAAUUGUUAUGUGAUCUGGUGGCAUUAUUAUUAUGGUUCUUCAUACUGUUUGAUCUGAAAUCAGGAAUUUUUUGCCCCCCCCCCCCCCAAAAUUUGCUAUUUUCAUAUGGAUUUGCUUCUGUUGUAUUACUGAACAAUUAUGAAAUGCAUCUUUGGGUGAUAAAGUUGAGUUCCCAUUUCUUUAA
This is a messenger RNA of Manihot esculenta (cassava), 920 nucleotides long. RefSeq names its product nascent polypeptide-associated complex subunit alpha-like protein 1. Gene Ontology annotation, biological process: protein targeting to membrane. The transcript has 4 exons. NCBI's taxonomy places the organism in Eukaryota, Viridiplantae, Streptophyta, Magnoliopsida, Malpighiales, Euphorbiaceae. Gene Ontology annotation, cellular component: cytoplasm; nascent polypeptide-associated complex. The record is from RefSeq and is a predicted model, not a curated record. The coding region runs from base 8 to 721 and encodes 237 amino acids.